AUGGAGACCUUUCACCCCUCUAUGACGCCCUUACCCUUUUCCUACACUUUCACUACUACUAUGAGUGGUAGCAGUAGCGGGGCCACUCCAAAUACUAUUACUACACCCUGGAUGGACAGAAGGAUCUGGAGUAAACUCCCACAGAGGCUGCUCGAUCGUGUGCUUGCUUUUCUCCCUCCACCGGCCUUUUUUCGAGCUCGUUCUGUCUGUAAGAGAUGGUACGCACUCUUGUUUUCGGACAGCUUUCUUGAAUUAUACCUCCAAGUAUCUCCUCGCCAUCAUUGGUUUCUAUUCUUUAAGCACAAAACCCUCAAGAGCUACAUAUAUAGGGAAAGUGGUGGAGGAGGAGACAACAGGGGACCUUGUGAAGGAUAUCUCUUUAAUCCUAUUGAUAUUGCAUGGCAUCGCCUUUCCUUUGCUCUGGUUCCCUCCGGGUUCUCACCUGCUUCUUCUUCCGGUGGCUUAGUUUGUUGGGUUUCAGAUGAGGCUGGUCCAAAAAGCAUAAUCCUAUGCAACCCCAUCCUUGGUUCUCUAACUCAAUUGCCUCCCACGCUAAGACCCCGGCUCUUCCCUUCUAUUGGCCUAAUCGUUAACCCUUCAUCAAUAGAUGUCACAGUUGCCGGGGAUGACAUGAUUUCUCCCUAUGCAGUCAAGAAUUUAACGGCCGAGAACUUUCAUAUGGAUGGGGGUGGGUUUUAUUCAAUAUGGGGUACAACUUCUUCUCUGCCAAGGCUAUGUAGCCUUGAGUCAGGUCGAAUGGUUUACGUGGGAGGAAAAUUCUACUGCAUGAACUAUAACCCAUUUAGCGUUUUAGCUCAUGAUGUUGCAGCGAAUAUAUGGUGCAAGAUUCAAGCUCCCAUGCGAAGGUUUCUGCGAUCGCCAAGCUUGGUCGAGAGUAGGGGAAAUCUCCUCUUAGUUGCAGCAGUUGAGAAAAGCAAACUAAAUGUACCAAAGAGUUUGAGGCUGUGGGAUUUGCAAGCAUGCGGGACUACGUGGGUGGAAGUCGAAAGAAUGCCACAGCAGCUCUACAUCCAGUUUGCGGAGUUGGAAGGUGGAAAUGGGUUCGACUGCGUUGGACAUGGAGACUUUAUUGUGAUUAUGAUACGAGGGACGGACAAGGCUUUGCUAUUGGAUAUCUGCGAGAAGAGGUGGCUGUGGAUUCCUCCAUGUCCUUACUCUCAAGGUUAUGGUGGCGGCAGCAGCAGCAGCAACAAUGGACGUGAUGGUGAAUUGCAUGGCUUUGCUUAUGAGCCUAGGCUUGCCACCCCAGUCACUGGACUUCUAGACCAGUUGACCCUACCAUUUCAGCCUUACAAUGGUUAG
Juglans regia (Persian walnut) is the source of this 1323-nucleotide messenger RNA. Its product is annotated as protein UNUSUAL FLORAL ORGANS. Lineage: Eukaryota; Viridiplantae; Streptophyta; Magnoliopsida; Fagales; Juglandaceae. Bases 1 to 1323 code for a protein of 440 amino acids. Gene Ontology annotation, molecular function: protein binding. The record is from RefSeq and is a predicted model, not a curated record. The transcript has a single exon.